Molecule: messenger RNA, 453 nt
Organism: Macrobrachium nipponense
Lineage: Eukaryota; Metazoa; Arthropoda; Malacostraca; Decapoda; Palaemonidae
Exons: 2
Coding region: 1-453 (150 amino acids)
Source: RefSeq, a predicted model, not a curated record
AUGACAACGUUACGACUGUCUAAGAGGAUCUCCUGUCACGCCCAGAACGGUGCCAUCAAACACCACGCCCUCACCGCCCACCAACAGCACGUCGUGCGAGAGGACAUCGUGAAAAGCACGGAGAUAAUCGGAAGAGCCCCUGACCAGCGACGCCUACGCCUCCUUGAGGCGUUAUUCAUCCUCGAACAAAAACCCCUCCUAAAUACGACACAGGAACCCUUCCUGCUGCCCACCUGUAAUUCACUUCCAGAGUCAAGCCAAUUUCAGUCACUCAAUAGGCAGCAACUCAAUCCCUCCUCCUCCUCCUCCUCCUCCUCCUCCUCCUCCUCCUCCUCCUCCUCCUCCUCCUCCUCCUCCUCCUCCUCCUCCUCCUCCUCCUCCUUCUUUGAGCUGGCAUUUCACCUGCUAUUGACAUGUAAUCGAACUCGAGUCGGAUCUCGUCACAGUUUUUAG